GUCUGACUCGUCUGUAUGAGCCAAUUAAAGUCUAUAUUAAGCAGAGCAGGAGCCCUUCUACUCGGAUCUACCCUCUCCGCGUCUGCUCUAAACGCGCCGUAUCUAUCCUCCUCCUCCUCCGCCAUGGAAACUCACAAAACCAAGGUCUGCAUCGUCGGAAGCGGCCCCGCGGCGCACACGGCGGCGAUCUACGCGUCCAGAGCCGAGCUCAAGCCCCUCCUCUUCGAGGGAUGGAUGGCCAACGACAUCGCUCCGGGCGGUCAGCUGACCACCACCACCGACGUCGAGAACUUCCCCGGCUUCCCGGAAGGCAUCCUCGGCAUCGACAUCGUCGACAAGUUCCGCAAGCAGUCUGAGCGCUUCGGCACCCAGAUCUUCACCGAGACCGUCACCAAGGUCGACCUCUCCUCCAAGCCCUUCAAGCUCUUCACCGACUCCAGAACCGUCCUCGCCGACGCCGUCAUCAUCUCCACCGGAGCCGUCGCGAAACGGCUGAGCUUCGCCGGAUCCGGCGAAGGCGCCGGCGGUUUCUGGAACCGAGGGAUCUCGGCCUGCGCCGUCUGCGACGGCGCGGCUCCGAUCUUCAGGAACAAGCCUCUGGCGGUUAUCGGCGGCGGGGACUCGGCGAUGGAGGAGGCGAAUUUCUUGACCAAGUACGGGUCUAAGGUUUAUAUAAUCCACAGGAGGGACACGUUCAGGGCGUCGAAGAUCAUGCAGCAGAGGGCGUUGUCGAACCCUAAGAUUGAAGUGGUUUGGAACUCUUCGGUGGUGGAGGCGUAUGGAGAUGAGAGCGGGAAAGGCGUGCUUGGUGGUCUGAAGGUGAAGAACGUUGUUAGUGGUGAUGUGUCGGAUUUGAAAGUGUCUGGGUUGUUCUUUGCGAUUGGUCAUGAGCCGGCGACGAAGUUCUUGGAUGGGCAGCUUGAGCUUGAUGAGGAUGGGUAUGUGGUGACUAAACCUGGUACCACUAAGACGAGCGUGGUUGGUGUGUUCGCUGCUGGAGAUGUGCAAGACAAGAAGUAUAGGCAGGCCAUCACAGCUGCAGGAACUGGGUGUAUGGCGGCCUUGGAUGCAGAGCAUUACUUACAGGAGAUUGGAUCUCAGGAGGGUAAGAGUGAUUAGAGAAGAUGUAGGAGAAGGACCCAAUUAUAAGAAAAGCUAUUUCACCAAUAAAUGGUCUUUAAAACAAUCUGAGGGAUUCUGAGUAGAGUUUUAUUAUGUGCGUUUGCAGUUGGAGUUGAGUCUGGAUUGUGUGCCAAGUUGUAACUCUUUAGUAGUCACAGCUUGGACCAAAAUUGUUCUUGAUUUAUCCCUCAGGUGAGGGCUUUUUAGUUAAUUUGAUUAUGUUUUAUUCCA
Molecule: messenger RNA, 1353 nt
Organism: Raphanus sativus (radish)
Lineage: Eukaryota; Viridiplantae; Streptophyta; Magnoliopsida; Brassicales; Brassicaceae
Product: thioredoxin reductase 2
Exons: 2
Coding region: 16-1119 (367 amino acids)
Biological process (GO): removal of superoxide radicals
Cellular component (GO): cytoplasm
Molecular function (GO): thioredoxin-disulfide reductase (NADPH) activity
Source: RefSeq, a predicted model, not a curated record